AGUCUGCACGUGUUGCUUUCUUGCUGUAGCAAUGAACACAGCAUUACACACAGAGUUGCACAAAUCACCAUAGUUCUGUGUAAUUUUAAAAACAAAAUAUUUAUUUUAGAUUUUGCAAAAGAAUUAUGCUUUUGUUCAACUGUAUAAUAUAAAAGAUAUUUUUUUGACAGAUUAUUUCUAAUUAAUAGGUUAAAUACUUGAAUUUUUACAUCGGAUUAUACAAACUUGAUAGCAUUGACUUUUCUGCUAAUAGCUAUUGGCAGCUCUAAUAGAAAAAAAUAAUUGACAUUUUAUUUCUUCGGUUAGCAAAGAAAAAGUGCAAUUUGUGUUGUUUUUGAAUCCCAGCAAAAAGUAUGCAUACUGAUCUAUCUCCACAUCUGCAUACAUCGGAGUGCAAUACCUUGAUUGAACAACUAAAUAAUUGCCAUAUUGAGAAUCAAUUUGCUAAAUUUCUUGGCGUCUGCAACGAUAUUGAUAACCAGUUGGUGAGGUGCUUAAAACGUGAACGUCAAGCACGUGCUGCAGCAAACCGUGUGAAAGCGGCGGAGCGACAAGCUCGCUUAAAGGAGCGUCUAGUAUCCUCAUAAACACUCUCAUCUUAAUUUUAACCAAUCAACCAGCAAUGCCUACCGAACCAAACGAUCCACUUGAACCAUACUACUAUAACCAUGUGCCAGAAGUCAUUGGUGGUAUAGACGUACCGUCCAUUACAGAGGAAUGGGUGGAGAAUUAUCCCAGUGUUGUGGAUCGAUUCUUCACACGGUACUAUUACAUUAAGGAAAGUCCAGAACCGGCACCCUAUCAAGUACUUUUUCACUCCAAUCGUAUUUGUUUAAUUUGUUUGGCUCCCGAGCAUCCAGCAAUAAAAGACGGCAUAAAAUCAUUUACCUUUGAUAUUGGCAAUACAGAUCGCAGUAAAAAUACAGUGAAAGGAAAAGGCAAGAAAGGCGGUAUGGUUCUACAACAUGACUCCACGCUAGCCAUAUUGACCAGCGAGCAAAAUAAAGCUUACAAAAUACCUAGUUGUGUACAAAGUAAAUUGGUGGAAGUGAAUACAGCGUGGGUUGAAGCACCAAAGAGAUUGGAAAUGGCCGCCGAAGGUGAAGGCUAUGUGGCUAUUGUACUACCAAAACCUGAAGAUUGUGAAAAUAUUAAACGCAGUCUAUUAACACAAGCACAAUAUAACGAAAAGUGGACUGCGAUAAAAUUGAAUGCUGAGCAGAAGUUAGCAAAUGAGAGCAACGUUGCUAAAGCUCAGCACAAGACAGCGCAAGUUGAGCAAGAAUCUGCGCCAGUGGAAAAACAAAAUACAGAUUCAUCAUAGUGUAGUUUAAUUACAUAUGUCUUUUGUUGAUAUUUGUGAAGUUCUAAAAAAAUAUGCUUGUUUUUUAUCAAAACAGCUGUUUAUGUUCAUAUAUUUAAGUUACGGUGUAUUAUAACAUAGAAACAACAAAUUCUAAUUUUCUGCCGAAUUAAAAAAAGAGUCACCAUGAAUUUUGAAUGCCUCACAUUAAUAAUAAAAAUGAAAUAUGAAGUGUGUGUGGCUUGAAACUUAAGCUGUUAAAUAAAACUAUGCAGUUUUAAAACCGAAAAAGCGACUGACAUCGAAAAUAGAAAUCUGUUGUAGAUUGCUGCAUCGAUAAAUUUAUUAAAACACGCGAUUUGGUUUUUUUCUAAGUGAUUUUUUAUUUGUUGUUACAAUUCAGAGUCUAUCAUUAUGUCCAACAUUACAUUUAAAUGUAAGCUCACUGAUAUUUCAGCUGUCAUAAAUUGGCUAAAUCAUUUUUACAUUAAUUUGUCGAUGUAAUGCUUACAACUUGAUUUAAGUUUCAUUUAUUCUGUUUCUUAUAAAAAAUCAUGCAACGUCUUCACUGUUUUGCUCUUUUUAUUGCAUUUUUCAUUAAAUUUUUUACAUUUUACUCACUCAAAUAAAAAAGAAAACUUAUUAACUAUGACAGGGUCUAAAUUCACAAUGCCUUUGGUGCAGUGCAGUGAUAGUAGUUAAAAUUAUAUGUAUUUUUAUUAUAUUCAUUAUUUUUUAACACGCAAACUUAUAUAAUAUAUUAAAGCUCUCUCAAUGGAAGCAAAAGAAAACGGAAAACAUAUUACUGUGGUGCAUAGGUUAGGACACACUGUAUGGAGCAUAUACGAAAUUAUGAUUGUGCACAAUUAUUACAGAACAAUUAAACAAUUAAUUUCAGAAAAUAAAUGCCUUCAAUGGUUGUGCAAAGGUU
This is a messenger RNA of Bactrocera oleae (olive fruit fly), 2234 nucleotides long. The record is from RefSeq and is a predicted model, not a curated record. Lineage: Eukaryota; Metazoa; Arthropoda; Insecta; Diptera; Tephritidae.